AUGGGAAUGGGGCUGGCCUGCUGUAAGCCCACCAGGCUCAAACAGGAACACCUGCAAGGUAAAGCUAGCUACAUAUUUUGAGUUAUAUUGUCAAUAUAAAUGUAUAUUGUAAUGUACUGUAAUUACAAUGUACAUUGAACAGCUAUGGGCUGUUGAUGUUCAUCUGUCUGUUGUGGAUUUCACUUGUUUUGUCCAUAGUGCAAUAUGCCAUACCACAACGAAAGGUGUCCUCAGUAGGGGCGCUAGAUGGGCUCAAAAAAAGUAUUUUAUUUUGUUGGUGGUGGUGUUCUGAUGUUGUAUGACGUACUACAUUCAGGUUUUGUGAAGAGUCCUUCCUUUCAUUUGAAGGGCAAGCUUUUCUGAAUAUCCAACAAAGGUUGGUAGAAAACAUUAUAAAGCAUGUUCUAGAACCAAUCAUAGCUGCUCCAGAGGACAUGUUUUAUUACAAAACGUACAUACUAUAAUAAAUAAAUAAUUAAACAUACUAUAUGCCAGAAAUAUCAUGAUGUUCCCUCUCCAUGGUGACUCUACACACAGUUAUUUAGGAAACAUUAUACACAACACAUGUGCUGCACCUCAUAAACACUGCUGCACAAAGGUCAACGGGAGUUAAUCCAUUCCCAAUCCUCAGAACCAUUAACACUGACAGUGACCACACACACACACACACAACACCGCUGCUUAUCAUUAACUGCAGGUGUCUGCACCUCCCAGUCAGUUAACUAAGUUCACACAGUCAGUGGUGGAACAAGUACUCAAUUGUCAUACUUGAGUAAAAGUAAAGAUACCUUAAUAGAAAAGGACUCAAGUAAAAGAGAAAGUCACCCAGUAAAAUACUAUUUGAGCAAAACUCUGGUUUUAAAUGUACUUAAGUACAGUGAUGUAAAAAGUACUCAAUUGUCAUACUACAGGGGCUCACUCAAACACUCAGACAUAAUUGACAAAUUCAGUAUUUGUGUUUAGGAGUCCGCCAUAUCAGACGCAGUAGGGAUAACAACCAGUGGAGGCUGCUGAGGGGAGGAAGGCUCAUAAUAGUGGCUGGAAUAGAGUCAAUUGAAUGCUAUCAACCACAUGGAAACCAUCCUCCCCGCAGCAGCCUCCACUGACGACAAUGUGUUAUAUUGAUAGGUGUGUGAAUUGGACCAUAUUGCUGUCCUGCCUGAGCAUUCUAAAUGUAACAAGUACUUUUGGGUGUCAGGGAAAAUGUAAUGGAGUAAAAAGUACAUAUUUUCUUUAGGAAUGUAGUGGAGUAAAACUUGUCAAAAAUAUAAAUAUUAAAGUAAAGUACAAAUACCCCCCAAAAAUACUUAAGUAGUACUUCAAAGUUUUUUACUUAAGUACUUUAUACCACUGCACACAGAUAAGAAGAAACAUAUUUUUCGCAGUAAAACUCAUCCCUCAUCUCCCCUCCCUUCCACUAAGGAUCCAUCCAUCCACAAGCACAGUGGUCAGUCUGACAUUUACCGACCAGAGGGAAUCAUUAUCAUCAAAAAUGAUCUUCACUGCAGUUUUCUGUGGAACAUGAAGUGUCCUAAUCAAAAUACCAGCCCUUUAAUGUGCUCAGUGGGAGUGAGACUUACAUUAAAUCCCAGAGCUCUGGUUUAUCUUAAUUGUCUCCAAAUCAGAUUGACUCGGUACGGGUACCCCCUGUAUAUAGCCUCGUUAUUGUUAUUUUAUUGUGAUUUAUUUUACAUUUUUUACUUUAGUGUAUUUAGUAAAUAUUUUCUUAACUCUAUUUUCUUAAAACUGCAUUGUUGGUUAAGGGCUUUUAAGUAAGCAUUUCACGGUAUGGUCUACACCUGUUGUAUUCGGCGCAUGUGACAAAUAAAAUGUGCACUUUCUUUCCAAAGACAGACUUUUCGUAUUUUCUUAUCUUUUUGACAGUCUGCAUUUCUUGAAUGAUUUUGUGAAGCUGUCUUAUCUGGCUGGCGGUGGGCGGGAAGAGGAAGCACUGACUGUGUUCAGGCUCCUUUAUGUCUGCGACGGCAGGACAUCUUUAUCACUCGCUUGAUUUCUCUCUUUUCCGGUGGCUGUAUAGAUCACUUAUGUGGGUGACCUGAAGGGAAGGGAUCCAUCUGGUUUACACUGCUAUUAAUGACAGGAACUAGGACUGAAGAGCUUUAUCUUUCCUAUCUGACCACAUAAAGGAACAGCUUUUUGAAGAAGUGCUUUUGAAGCUGUAAUAAUAUUAACACUUUCAUCUUUAAAAUUAAUGGGAAGUGCUAUGUUUGGAACUGGCUUGCUUAAGUAUUCACCCCCCUUGGCAUUUUUCCUAUUUUGUUGCCUUACAACCUGGCAUUAAAAUGGAUUUUUUUGGGGGGUUGUAUCAUUUGAUUUACACAACAUGCCUACCACUUUGAAGAUGCAGAAUAUUUUUGUGGGUGAAACAAACAAGAAAUAAGACCAAAUUAACAGAAAACUUGAGCGUGCAUAACCAACAGCCUGGACACUAGACUACAAACCUGUAUCUAAGGGUCACAUGAGUACACAGAGCCCAAAGCAGUCAAUGUGACUGGGCUGCUAAGCGAUAAUCACAGUGGUGUGAGUUUGCUGAGCUCGGUGACAAAGGCACUUAGCUUUAUGGCACCACUGUUUAUAUAUGGUUUACCUUCCCAAAGCUAAAUGGCAUUGCGUAACAUAGCAAGAGAUAUCAUUACACGGAUUACUGGACCACAGUAAAAUCACAUCUAAAGAAUGAUAUCUGAUUAAUCACUUAAAUGUGACUAUUAGCGAUCCUGUUUCUCUACAUGUGUACUACUAUAUCUGAUAAAUGGUAGACAUUAAUUUUGUUGCCAAAUCCUAUAGGGUCAAUCAAUUGAGACAUGUAGUCUACAUUCGGUUGUUCAGUCAGUCUGUUAUGUAUCCACAGAGUUUCUAAACCCAGAGGUGCAACAUCGCUAGACUUCUGGGAAUGCUUGCAAAGCAGACCAAACAGACCAGGCAGGGGUUUGGGGUUUGAGAAGUCAAUGAGAGAAGUGACAAAUUCUUCCUUAGUUGUUAAUUUUCUUGAAAUCUAAAGGCACAACCAAGAUUAGAGGCAAUGUCUUAAGUAGUUGAACAUGUUAUUACUCCAACCUCGUGAAAGUGUCAAACUGAACCAUUUUCAUUUUUUUUGUUAAAGAAAAACGUUAUAUCGAAGGAGUGCCUUUGAUUUGACGGCCUGCAUAUGCGCAGUUUGGCGCUAGACGACCAUUACACUCAAUUACGUGUUUCUACACAUGUGCUUAUCUAGCCAACGUCGCCAUGACAUUGCCUACAAGUGUGAUUGGGGAUUUAUUUUGGAGAAGCAGUUUUAGCCUAUCUUCAUAGUGUACUGUCUUUGAUGUAGCUGUAACUGUAUUCUAAACAAAACAACUACACCAUCUAGUGGUAAUGGUACCAGCCAGUUACAACUUUAUUUACCCUGAUAUGAAGGUAGUUGAUGGCUAACUUGUUUGCUGAAAAUCCAAUCAGAUUUUGAAUUUAGACAGUUUGAUCUUUGAGGAGUCGGGCCUACCUGAUUGGAGGUUCUUGUCCAUGCACAAUAUCUCAUAUUGUAGCCUAAUACAGGGAUGGGGCUCUUGAAGGACAUCAUCUCCCGCUGGAGAGCUGUGGUAUGGAAAAAAACAUGAAAGGAUAUUGAAGUGGCUGGACUCAUCAACCUUUCAUUAACCUCACUCCAGUUUUCCCCCAGAUAAGAGUCUGCCAACAAGAUUAACUUUUCAAAGAUUCAUUCGACUCAUCUCUCUCUCUCUCUCUCUCUCUCUCUCUCUCUCUCUCUCUCUCUCUCUCUCUCUCUCUCUCUCUCUCUCUCUUUCUCAGGUGGUCCAGGAGGAGAAAAGGACCGUGCUGCUAUCAGUCAUGAGGCCUUUCUACUCAUGGCCAACUCCCAGAGUGACAUGGAUGACUGGGUCAAGGCCAUACGACGGGUCAUCUGGGCACCGUUUGGAGGAGGUAAACUAGGCUGGCAUUCAAAGUGAUUUUGCUAUGUUUCACUGUUGUUUUGCAGUGUUCAGUCUGGUUUAACCAGGCUAGAAGUAAACUGCUUUGCCCAGACUUAUAUUACUAGAUACAAUUAUUUACAAAACUGAGCUAAUGCUCAGUGAAAGCGUAUUCUGGUCAAGGCUCACAUUGUACAUGUAACUCAAACAUUUUGACUUAUGCUGUAUGGGGUCAGCGGUUUGACAGACAGAAAAUCAUUGCAUGGAGUACAGUAUGUUCAGAACAGACUAACAGGUACUUUCAGAGCUUUAAGUCUUUAUUUCCUUACUAGUGUGUCAUUACACUCUGUUCAGUUUCUAACAUUGCACUGAAGGCUAGUCUACUGUAUGCUGCUGUACUUGACGUGUAUCCGGAAGUUUCAAGCUUUAAUGUCACAUGCACAAGUACAGUGAAAUGCCUUUCUGGCAAGCUCUAAACCCAACAGUGCAGUAAUCAAUAACAAUGUAAUACUAAAAAUAACAUAAGGUAAAACAAAAACACACAAUAAAUAAAAAUAAGAAAAUAAGAAGAACACGAGAAAGUAAGUGAGCAUAUUAUAUACAGGGUCAGUUCCAGUAUAUGAUGAUCCUCUGUAGCUCAAUUGGUAGAGCAUGGCGCUUGUAACGCCAGGGUAGUGGGUUCGAUCCCCGGGACCACCCAUACGUAAAAAUGUAUGCACACAUGACUGUAAGUCGCUUUGGAUAAAAGCAUCUGCUAAAUGGCAUAUUAUUAUUAUUAUUAUUAUUAUGAUUGAGUCAGUGUGUGUAGAGUCAGUAUAAAUGUAUAUGCAUAUUAUGUGUGUGUGAGCAAAUUAUGGAGUAAGUGUUUGUGUGUGUGUUGGAGUGUUAGUGUGCGUGAGUGUGUAGGGCCCUGUGAGUGUGCAUAGAGACAGUGCAAAAAUGUAAAUAAAAUAAAAUACAAGGGUCAGCUCAGAUUGUCCGUGUAGCCAUUUAGUUACCUAUUUAGCAGUGUUAUGGCUUGGGGAUAGAAGCUGUUCAGGAGCAUGUUGGUGUCAGACUUGAUCCACUGGUUCCGCUUGCCAUGCAGAAGCAGAGAGAAUAGUCUAUGGCUUGGGUGACUGGAGACUUGGGUGACUGGAGACCUCUGAUAUAGAGGUCCUGGAUGGCAAGGAGCUCGGCCCCAGUGAUGUACUGUGCUGUCCACACCACCCUCUGUAGCGCCCUGCGAUCGAGGAUGGUGUUAUUGCCAUACCAAGCAGUGAUGCAGCCAGUCAAGAUACUCUCAAUGGUACAGCUGUAUAACUUUUUGAGGAUUUGAAGGCCCAUGCCAAACUUGUUCAACCUCCUGAGGGGAAGAGGCGCUGUUGCGCCUUCUUCACGACUGUGCGGGUGUGUACCAUUUUAAGUCCUUAGUGAUUUGGACACCGAGGAACUUGAAGCUUCGACCCGCUCCACUGCAGCCCCAUCGAUGUGGAUGGAAGCAUGCUCACCCCCCUCUUUCUCCUGUAGUCCACGAUCAGCUCCUUGCUCUUACUGACAUUGAGGGAGAGGUUGUUGUCCUGGCACCACACUGCCAGGUCACUGACCUCCUCCCUGUAGGCUGUCUCAUCGUCACCGGUGAUCAGGCCUACCACCGUCGUGUCGUCAGCCAGCUUGAUGAUGGUGUUGGAGUCGUGCGUGGCCACACAGUCAUGGGUGAACAGGGAGUACAGGAGGGGACUAAGCACACACCCCUGUGGGGCCCCUGUGAUGAGAGUCAGCAUGACAGAGGUGAUGUUCCCUUCAGGAAGUCCAGGAUCCAGUUGCAGAAAGAGAUGUUCAGUCCCAGGGUCCUAAGCUUGGUGACAAACUUAGAGGGGACAAUGGUAUUGAACGCUGAGCUUUAAUCAAUGAACAGAAUUCGCACAUAGUAAUUCCUCUUAUCUAGGUGGGUGAGGGCAGUGUGGAGUGCAAUUCAGAUUGUGUCAUCUAUGGAUCUGUUGGGGUGGUAUGCAAGUUGGAGUGGGUCUAGGGUGUCUGAGGUGAUGUGUGCCAUAACCAGCCUCUCCAAGCACUUCAUAAAAUAUAGGCUAGGGUGUGUGAAGGCAGCUGGAUAUCCAGAUAUUAUAUUAAAAAGAGGACGUUAUAAAUAGGAGGAUCACAGCAUGUCUAACUGACAUCCAGGCUUUCAUAUCAUAGUCGUAACUUUAAACCCAUCAGACACUGGAACUGGAAGGGAGGUACUCUAUUGUAGUCAGUCAGUGAAGACUGCUCAGGAGAGGACGGCUCAAUAAUGGCUGGAACGGCUGAGCGAAUGGAAUGUCACCCAACCAAGUGUUUGAUGUAUUUAAUACCAUUCCACCGAUUCCGCUCCAGCCUUUACCACAAACCCGUCCUCCCCAAUUAAGGUGCCACCAAGCUACUGUGUAGUCAGUAGGCUACUUGUGGCUUCAUACAUUACAUUUUGGAAGGAGCAUGCAAUGAUGAAGGGAACUUCUUUAGCUAAUGUCUAAUUCAUGUCAAGAGGGCCUACAAAUUGCUGAUAACAGCAAGAUUCCAUACGGUAUGUGAGACCUAUGGACAUGUUCUGUAUUGGCCCUUGCCAAGUACCUCAACUCCUCCACGGAGCAACUCGAAAGAGUCAGAGGUUCAUUUCAAAAACUCUAGUCUGCGCUCAACUCCAUGGAUGAAAUCAUCGGGGAGUUGAGGUACUUGCCAAUAUUGGCCCCUGAAUGCUCUGUUGCACAGGGGUGUAUUUAGUUGUUGUUGUUUUUUUUUAAAUAUAUUGUUUUAAAAUAUAUAUUUCCCUUUAUUACUUUCCAACCCCACCACCCCUUCCCUAAUUGGAGUAAACUAGAGAACAACAAUGCUUAGGCCUCUACUUCCAGCUUAUACUGUACAUACUAUAUACAUUUUAUGGACACAGUCAAUUUUACAAUAAUUCUAUUUUAUUUGUUUUUACUCCUGAACUUCCUCUAACCUCAACCUCGCCAAUCAUUUUCAUGAUGUCCAUCCGGUUUGCUUCUAUAUGCCAUAUCUUUCUAACUGUGCUCUUUCACAAAAGCUCUCAACCUAUAACCUAUAUACUUAUUAUGGACACAGUAUGCUUACAUUAUUAGUUAUCUUGUUGUUAUUAGUUGUUGUUAGUAGUUAUUAGUCCCAUCCUUCAACUCCAUUCAACACCACCCAUCUAUCUCUUAACACCAUCCAUAUUGGAUUUCUAUUUGCCAUAUAUUUUCAACUGUACUGUGAUGUUUUACAAAAGUUCUGAACCUUUCUAUUCUCAUUGUUUCUACAGAUUGUAAAUUGAAAAUAAACAUUUUUGCUAAAAGUAUUAUUAUAUUAUUGAUCGAUUGACUAUGACUUUUCAGAUCACCCAGUAAUGCUAUCUGCAGGGUUAGCUCCAGGUAAAUAUUGCAAUGUGUCCAAAAACAAGCUACGAAUGGACAGUACCAAAACAAAUGAUCUAAUGAUUCUGUCUCUUUGCAGCAAAAUCUAUUGGUAGCAAAAAUGUUAUAUAAUAAUUUACAUUUACAUUUACAUUUUAGUAAUUUAGCAGACGCUCUUAUCCAGAGCGACUUACAAUUUAAAUUGACAAAUUCUAAGUUUUGAAUCCGGCGUCGUUUUGCGUAUCAGUUCAAAAAUCUCUUCCCAGCUAUUUUGGGACGGCUGUCGGUCCUUAAAUGAAACUGGUAUACUUUUUUAUUUAUCACAGUUUUCUUUAACCAAUUAUGUUCUUUAAUGAAAGGCCAACAGACAAGUUCCUUACUUUUUCCCCCUUCCACUUUCCUCUUCCAUUUUUGCGGUAAUGCUGCAAUUAUUUGGUUGUAAUUUUGGGUAGAGCAGACAUUUCCAUAUGUUUUUGUUAGCUACAUGUGCGACAUACCUCCACCUGUCCUACCGAUGAUAUCAUUUACGAAGAUUAUACCUUUUUAUUUUUUUUAUUUGUCAAAAUAAAAAGGUUUUUUAGCAAUUAUAUAUUUGAGUUUAACCACAAUAUUUGUUGCAUUCUUUGUUCUGUCGUUUCUGGAGGAACUUUAUAUGGCUUGUUUUAGAAAUAGUGAUAUUUGGGAGAUUAUUUCUGUCACGCCCUGACUCAGGGGACUCGUAUAUGUUGAGUCAGGGUGUGUAUAUUCUUUGUUUGUGUAUAUUUCUAUGUGAUUUAUCUAGGAUGGGUAUUUCUAUGUUGGCCGGUGUGGUUCCCAAUCAGAGGCAGCUGUCGCUCAUUGUCUCUGAUUGGGGAUCAUACUUAGGCAGCCUAUUGGCACUAUUGAGUUGUGGGAUCUUGUUCCUGGUAAGGUUAGUUGUGUGUCUACCUUAGGACUUCACGUUUCGUUUCCUUUGUUGUUUUGUCGUGUGUUUAUAGUUCAAUAAACAUGUAUGCAUAUCACGCUGCACCUUGGUCUGACCCGUCAUUCAACGAACGUGACAAUUUCCUUUUCAAAUAACUGAAAGUGAGAGGUUGUAAUCUGAAUAAAGGGAAAAAGGCCAUUCUUGAACAUUGGGUGAGACAAUCUUACUAAUUUGCUAGAGAACCAGUUCGGAUUUAAGUAUAACUUUUGUAUGACUGAAGCUUUUAGUGAUAGGUCUAAUGCUUUAAUAUUUAAUAAUUUCUGUCCUCCAAUUAAUAUUCAUUAUAUAAAUAGGCCUGUUUAAUUUUGUCUGGCUUACCGUUCCAAAUAAAAUUGAAUCUUUUUUUCUCAUAUAAUUUCAAAAACUGUUCACUAGGCGUAGGCAAGACCAUAAGGAAAUAGGUAAACUGGGAUAAUACUAAAGAGUUAAUCAGGGUGAUUUUUCCACAAAUUGACAGGUAUUUACCUUUCCAUGGUAGCAAGAUCUUAUCUAUUUUUGCUAACUUUCUAUAAAAAUGUAUUGGAGUAAGAAUUUAUUUCAAUUGGGAUAUGUAUUCCGAUUAUAUCACCAUCAGACCAUUUUAUUGGUAAACUACAUGGUAAUGUAAAAUUUUAAUUUUUUUGUGAUCCAAUACAUAAUAUAGUACAUUUAUCAUAAUUUGGUUGUCAUCCAGAGAGGUUAGAAAAUGUAUCUAGAUCCUCUGUGAGGCUGUGGAGGGAUUCUAGUUGUGGAUUUAAAAGAAAACAUGAAUCAUCAGCGUACAAUGACACCUUUGUUUUUAAGCCCUGGAUUUCUAAUCACUUGAUAUUAUUGUUGGAUCUGAUUUUAAUAGCUAACAUCUCGGUGGCCAUAAUAAACAUAUAUGCCGAUAGUUUAAUACUUUCUGAGAAAUAGCCAUUUAUUUACUAUUUUACACCUAGGAUUACUAUACAUAAUAUUAACCCAUUUUAUAAGACAUUUAUAAGGCAAUUAUACAUAAACCCCAGUCAUACUUUAUCAAAUGCCUUUUCGAAGUCUGCUUUGAAUAGCAGGCCUGGUUUCCCAGAUUUUUCAUAGUGUUCUAUUGUUUCCAGUACUUGCCUUAUAUUAUCUCCAAUGUAUCUUCCAUGUAAAAAACCUGUCUGAUUAGAAUGAAUAAUGUCCGACAAUACCUUUUUAAUUCUAUGCGCUAUACAUUUUGCUAGAAUCUUUGCAUCACAACACUGAAGUGUAAGGGGUCAAUUUUUUAAAUGGACUGGAUGUUUACAUUUUCCACUUGUAUCCUGUUUCAGUAAUAAUGAAAUCAGAACUUCUUGAGUGUCUGAUAAUCUACCAUUUACAUAGGAGUGGUUAAAACAUGCUAAUAACGGUCCUCUGAGUAUAUCAAAAAAGGUUUGGUAUACCUUGACUGGUAUGCCAUCCAACCCUGGAUUUUUCCCGGACUUAAAGUCUUUAAUUGCAUCCAGAGGUUCCUCCUCUGUAAUUUCACCUUCACAUGAGUCUUUCUGUAUGGCUGUUAAUUUUACAUUAUCAAUAGAAAAUAAAUCUCUACAAUUAGCUUCAGUUAGAGGAGAUGGAGGCAACUGAAACGAAAACAUAUGCUUAAAGUACUUUGUUUCCUCCUUCAAAAUAUCAUUUGGUGAAUCAUGGGUGACAUUUCUAACCAGUUUCAGUAAAUUAUUUUUGGUAGCAUUCCUAUGUUGAAGAUUAAAAAAGAAUUUGGUGCAUAUUUCCCCAUAUUCCAUCCAGUUUGCUUUAUUUUUAUAAUAUAUUACACUUGAUCUUUCUUGAAUAAGUUCCUCAAUUUCUUUUUGUUUUUUCUCUAAUUUAUUCUGAGCCUCUAUGUUACAGUUUUUAUUGCUAUCUAUCUGUUCUGUUAGACCUUCUAUUUCCUUUGUUAGUAUAGACUCUUUUGACCCAAAUUUCUUUUGACCUAAAUUUCUUUUGUUUUCGAGCUGAGUACUGAAUUGCAUGGCCUCUAAAGGCACAUUUAAAGGCGUCCCAUACAAUAAGGGGAUUUGCUGCACCUAUGUUAUGUCGGAAAAUAUCAGUUAUAAAAUGUAAAUGUAAAAUUUAAGAAAGGACCUGAUUUAUGAAUGGAUACACGAAUGUUUAUACAGUUACAGCUGUUUGAGAAAGCGUGCAAGAUUGAGCAAAAAUUGACAACAAUGUGAGAUUUGAUUAAUCUAUUUAAUCUAUGUUAAGUCCUAGGUGAUGGAGAUCAGAUCCACCCUCUUCACCUGAGACACAAACACUCUGGUCCCCCGUUGUAACCAUUUUUCCCAAGCAUCUCCGUGCAGUCAGACCUUUGAUUAUUUUGUGCCACCUGGCCACAAUGAUAAGCCCCCUCUCUGAUUGUCCGAGUGUGACCCCCUCCCCAUGGGUUACUGCAGCCAGUGUUGCCAGCACUGCCACUACCUGGGUAGGGGUACCCCACCGGAAUCCCCACUGGCUAGGUACAAGGUCGUCAAGGUUCUCAUUAGCAGCUUUGAGAACUUCCUUGUAUAUUAUGCUCUCCCAUCAGGGGGCUCUGGCUUUGUAGGACCAACCCUGCCAGGCAGGCUCAGAAUAUUGAGGGGGCGGUGCUGCUCAAGUAGGUCUCUGACCGCAUUAUUUUUUUUGUUUUGGCUGCAUAUAGGCAACUCACAGCAGGUCCAUAAAACAGAUGGGGACUUCUCUUUGGUGUAUGGGUCGCUCAGGUGGGUGUCUAGGAUAUAGGGUUGGGGAUCGUUCCAUCAUGAUAGGUCAAUAAAAAAAUAUAUUAGAUGUAUACUAUAUUUUAAAAUGUAUAUCCCUCAUCUGCACAAAAUUGAAAGCUCUCUCUCACAACCCCUGCUCACAGACACACAUUGGUUCUGGGAUAUGCAACCAUUUCCUUUCUCACUCACUUAAUGCCACACUUAUUCCAUUGUCUCAAAUUUACAAGGCCGCAGGAAUGUUUUCGAGUUCUCACUCUCCAUCAAGAAUAGAACUGUCGCCAACUUAUAGAACUGUCAUUAACAGGAAUACUGCAGGCAUAACCAAUGACUCAUGUCUCCUAUUUACAUUUUGAUGUGCAGACUACCUGCCUCAUUACGAGUUAUUAGAAGACCAGUCUUCUCGAAUGCACGAACCAGACUGGAUUGAAUUACUUCAACCGUCGCUGCUUGAGGAAUGUGGCUUUGUAAUGUAUGAAAAGCGCGCUCUGCAACUGUGUAGCACUUUCUCAAUUAAGUAUUAUGACUACUCCGAUCUGUCCGUGCCUAGGGGUUGUGUUGCACGCAAUCAUCAGAUGAGAUACAGUGCGCGAUUGAUCGAAGAAGAUGUGAAGACUGUUUGAACUUUUUUUGCCCUCUCUGUUUCUUAUUUUUAGGGGUUCACAGCGAAGCUGAGUAACUUGGUAAAAAAUAAUGGCACCAAUUGGCCUAUAGAGGGCACUGUAUACACAGUCUCACUUAAACCCUCAUAUCUGUCGCCCCAUUUGACCUAGAGACUUGAAACUUUGUAUGUAGGUGUCUUUCCUCAUGUAGAACACAUUUGCCUCAAAGACCCAUAAGGUCCAUCCUGAUAGAGGACACUCUUUUCACUCCAUUUUGCCCAGUGUGCGGUGCUAUACAUCACAGUGGGCACACACACACACACACACAUACACACAGUGGCACGUUAAACGGAAUAAAUACAUUCUAAAGUCAAUAAUAAUGGAUUGCAUUAUAGCUAAAAGCUACAGUAGAUAUUCCUCUAUAAAUUGAAUUUAGACAAGUUAGCAUGCUAGCUAGCUUUGUAGCUUACUGCCAGCCGUCGCUGCGCAAGACAGUUAGCUAGCUAGCUAAUAAGUUAACAAACUUUCACGCACUUGCGGCCACAUAAAUAUUCUAAAUAGAUAGCUAGCUAGCUUAGAUAAAACAUUGGAUUGUUGAUAUGGCUCUCCGUUUACCAUUUUUCUCAGCCAGGUUUUAGACUCAAUGAAUUAGCCUCUAACAAAUUUGAAAAUAAUUAGUUGCUGCAUUCAAAGUCGGCCAUGCUACACCACUAGAUGGCCCCAUAUCACACCAGGGCUAUGAAAUUAGGUAUGUAAACCUUAUGUAUACGUCAGCGGAGGCUGCUGAGGGGAGGACGGCUCAUAAUAAUGUCCGGAAUGGACAUAAGAUACUGGAGCAAUAACUAUUGAUCAAGUGGAAUUUGUCUCAUGCAAAUUCAUGUUAGAUUUAAAUUAUGCAGACAAAAAAAUGUGAAAUAUUGUGAAAAUAAUGUUGAAAACAUUUCACAAAUCUUAACAUAAAACAUUAGUCAAAUUAACCCCAGAAUUGGUUUAUAAACUCAAUACAUUAAUUAAUGACUUAAAUAAUGAUUACCUGCUGAAUUCAAAGAUAACCAACCCACAGCACUGGACUAGACUAAACUUCACUUGCGUCAUCUUUGUGGUUUUGAGAGAUAAACAUGGUAAUGCUUUCACUGAUUGCACAUAAAGGAACAUAGUUCCUACAUGAUAGUGCUUGCUUUGUUAUCCAACUGAUCUUCUUUCUGUCAUCCUGUGAACCCCGUUCAUUGCUGCUCGCAGCUAUAUUUUGAUUUGCAUUUUGUGUUUACUGUUCAUCCAACUACUGAAUGUUGAGAAGCUGCAUAUUGGUAUUCCUGAACAUAACUUUACAUUGGUUUGGCAUUUUAUUACGGUAAUACCUUUUUUACUGAAUGAAUGACAACCAUUAUUUAAUACUGAAAUACAGUAUGUAAUACGUUUUUCUUGCCUGCAGGGAUAUUUGGCCAGAGUUUAGAGGACACAGUCCAGUAUGAAAAGAAGUUUGGCCAUCGCCUGGCACCUCUUCUGGUGGAGCAGUGUGUGGACUUCAUAAGGGAACAAGGUCUGGAUGAGGAGGGUCUCUUUCGGAUGCCAGGGCAGGCUAACCUGGUGAAGGAUCUACAGGAAGCCUUUGACUGUGGGGAUAAGCCUCUCUUUGACAGGUAGAUGAAAGGUCAUCUGCAUUCCCUGUUAUUGAAUACAAAAUAAAUGCUGAUUUGUUCAGCUGGAAGUAGAAGUGGUGGUGGCAGUAGUGGUGGUGGUGGUCAAUUGUUGACAAUAACUUUGAUAGUGUAUACACAGUAAGCCUACAUAUAGCCUACACUAAAUCCUUCCACUACAAUACUGUAGGCCACUAGGCCUUUAGCACUUGUAAUUCUAUUGUAAUUCAUACAGAGUUAGUAGACAACUUUAGAUAACUCUUUCGCGCCCUCUUGCAGUAACACUGACAUCCACACAGUGGCGUCCCUGCUGAAGCUCUACCUCCGUGAACUGCCUGAGCCUGUGGUCCCUUUCUCAAAGUAUGAGGACUUCCUCUCCUGUGCUCAGCUGCUGGCCAAAGACGCGGAGGUGGUAAGAGACACUUCUCUGCGCUAGUUCCUGUCAUGUUAGUACUCACACUUUGACUGAAGCCAAAGAGCAGAACUGCUCUGUCAUUGGAUAAAAACCAGUGUUCAAGUACAUGAUGUCUGUGUGAAGAAACAAGAGCUGUCGUGAUACUGUAUGUCAUAGGUUCUCAUCUUAUCUUCUUAGGGUGUACAGGAGCUGGGAAAGCAAGUGAGCAAUCUUCCUCCAGCCAACUACAAUCUCCUGAAGUACAUAUGCAAGUACGUCCACAAACAUCCAACUCCCUUCCUUUGAAGAUUUUAUCACAGUCCCAUUUUCAUAUCUUUCGAAUUCUGUCCCGCCAUGCCGUGCCUUUCUUUAAAGGUUUCUUGAUGAGGUCCAGUCUCACGCAAUCAAAAACAAGAUGAGUGUACAGAACCUGGCCACUGUAUUUGGACCAAAUAUCCUCCGGCCCAAAAUGGAGGACCCAGUGGUUAUUAUGGAAGGUAUGAACUCUCAUUAAUUUUAUAUCAUGCUGAUAUUAACAGCAACUGUAUUAAUCAUCUGAGACUUUCCUGAUAUUUGUUCAUUGAAAUGGCUGGGAAGUAUGAUGCAGAGUCGAUACAGUACAUUAGCUUAUGGAAACAGAGUACCGAAACACUUUACUAUUACAUGCUAUCUAUUCAUGACUCACCUACUCUAUGUCCAGUUCAUAAAACAUAUACAAAUCCAAAGUAGAACAGCAUUGUACAGUAUGGUUCCUUAUUCCUUUUUAUUGUUUCCUGUAAAGGGACCUCCCUAGUCCAGAGCCUCAUGACCGUACUGAUCAGUGAGCAUAAACGUCUGUAUUCGGGGAGGGGGGAGCUGGAGGUCCCUGUUCCCCAGCCAGAGGUGACCCUCCAAGGCCAACAGCUCCAGCAGCACAGCAUCGGGGGCUGGAUUUCCGAGGAGGACCUCCAGAGCUGCCCCACCAACCCCAACGAGGACCUCACCUGCAGCAGCACCUCUUCUCUGGAUGCUAAACUCUGUGCCGCCACCACCCCUCCACCCAGACUCGCUCCUUCAGGGAAGGGGGAGACGGUGGUCAGCCCCAGCAAGCAGACCAAGAAUGUUCCCUCCUGGAAGUACUCCUUCAAGGGCUCCUCCAUGCCGCGGCCCCCUCCUCAGGCCAAGCCGGCCGUUUCCACUGCUGACGUCACCAGCGUUUCCUAUAGUGGGAACUGGCUGAUGAACGGGCUGUCCUCUCUGAGGAGCCAUAGGCGCACCACCUCAGGGGAGCGUGUCAGGGACUCCACCAGCUCUUUCCAGAGACUGUCCACCUAUGACAACGUCACCUCUUCCUCCAGCAUGGGCAGUGUCCCUAGCGUAGCCAGCACUCCUUGGUCUACCUCCUCCUGUGAGAUCUCCGCACCCAACUCAGGCAGCGAGCCCUCAGGGCCUAACUGUGGUAACGGGAAGGGUCAAGGGGAUUGCCAGUGGCAGGAGCUAGCCUCACCCCAGGGCCAGGACCGGAAGGGAGGCCGGGAUGAGGAGAGAGUUGGAGAUAGGGUCUCAGAGCAGGAACAAGACAGUAUUGAAGCCAUGGAGCUGUGUGUUAGCAGCGCAGGCUGCAGUGACAAUGGGAACACCAAAGCCAAUAUUAUGUUGGUGCCAUCCAUCGUGACGCCGGAAGACCUUGACGGAGGCUCCAAAGUACUUACCAGCCUGGUGGAGGGUCUGAAGGACGAGCUGAGGAAACAGAAGGUGGCCUACGAGACCAUCAUGAAAAAGUAAGUCUGCAGGCUGCAUAUCAGUCUUAGGUUACUUGCAGGUAUUGAGGAGUUCCGGCUCUAUAGUUGUGUAAAUCAACCUAUGUAUGUGUGUGCCCCCUGCAGGCUGGAGGAGUCCAAUGCUGCGCUGUGUGCUCAGAUGGAGCGUCUGGAGCAGGAAAUGGAGCAGGAGAGGAAGAAGCAGCGCAUGCUGGAGAUCAAGCUCCGCAACUCAGACCGAGCCCGUCACGAUGCAGAGAACAGGAACCAACUCCUGGAGAGGGAAAUGGAGGACUUCUUCUCCACUUUGGGAGACCUGGCUCUGGGAGCAAGGACUAGUGACAUUUAA
Molecule: messenger RNA, 15648 nt
Organism: Coregonus sp. 'balchen'
Lineage: Eukaryota; Metazoa; Chordata; Actinopteri; Salmoniformes; Salmonidae
Source: the annotation of a GenBank genome assembly